This is a messenger RNA of Orbicella faveolata, 2182 nucleotides long. Its product is annotated as lysine-specific demethylase RAD23A-like. The record is from RefSeq and is a predicted model, not a curated record. Gene Ontology annotation, cellular component: nucleoplasm; cytosol. Lineage: Eukaryota; Metazoa; Cnidaria; Anthozoa; Scleractinia; Merulinidae. Gene Ontology annotation, biological process: nucleotide-excision repair; proteasome-mediated ubiquitin-dependent protein catabolic process. Gene Ontology annotation, molecular function: proteasome binding; polyubiquitin modification-dependent protein binding; ubiquitin binding.
CAUGACGUCAGGUGGCUGGUUCUUUCAAGGAUUGCACGCUUGUAGUAGUGCAGUCGUUUCAAAGUGGAAUCGGAUUUUCUUACUGUUCACAGUGGUCUUUCACUAUCCUGGACCUACACGGGCGUGCAGAGUAAAACCACAACAUGAUUGUAACGUUUAAAACUCUUCAGCAACAGUCUUUCAAGAUAGAAAUUGAGGAAUCUGCCACGGUAGCAGAUCUGAAAAAUAAAUUAGAAACAGAGAAAGGAAAAGAUGCUUAUCCUAAGUCAAACGUCAGACUUAUAUAUGCUGGCAAAAUAUUAAAUGAUGACCAGCCAUUGUCAGAGUAUAAAAUAGAUGAAAAGGGAUUUGUUGUCGUCAUGGUGACAAAGCCCAAACCUCAAACAGUGGCUGCACCUAGUCAACCUGUAACAACACCUCAGCCAACAGCUGCUACAGCCACAGAAAGCACUGCCAGAUCUGCUGAUGCCUCUAAACCCGAAAGUACCGAUGCUGCAAAGCCAGCUGUCACAGAAGAAACUGAAUCAGCGACAACUUCAACAGUUUCUACCUCUGCCCCAUCGUCAACUGCAGAACAAGUUCUGUCUACUGCAGAGUCGACUCUUGUUACUGGAUCAGAAUAUGAAAGCAUGGUAGAUCAGAUUUGCUUAAUGGGAUUUGAGAGAGAGCAGGUUGGACGGGCCCUACGAGCAAGUUUCAACAAUCCCGACCGAGCUGUGGAAUACUUGAUGACUGGUAUACCUGAUCAACCUGAUCAACCUGCAGAACCCCAGGAACACGGAGAACAACCACAAGGUGAGGGUGGAGAUGAAGCCCCAGCAUCAGGAGAAAGUGGUCUGGAAUUCUUGCGUCGACUACCCCAGUUCAUCAGUAUGCGGCGAAUGGUUCAGCAAAACCCACAAUCCUUACCUGUGUUACUGCAGCAACUAGGCCAGGAAAAUCCAGAGCUACUUGGGAUUAUAAGUCAACAUCAAGAAGAGUUUAUAAGUAUGUUAAAUAGCCCGGACUCAGCUGCUGGCGGUGCUGUGCCAAGUGAAGGGUCACAGGAAGUCCAGCCUGGCUCAGGAGGUGAACAAGCAAGACCACCAGCUGGGCAGGGACCUGGUGCCCAGCAAGGUGUUAGCUACAUCAAUGUCACAGAACAGGAAAAAGAAGCUAUUGACAGGCUGAAAGAACUUGGAUUUUCAGAGACUCAAGCUGCUCAGGCUUAUUUUGCUUGUGACAAGAACGAGAAUUUGGCUGCUAACUUUCUAUUUAGCAUGGAUGACGAACAAUGAUGGUUUCCAUUCUUUUCUGGCAAUUUCUUUCCGUCACUGCUAAAUUGGUUGUCCCAGAAGGACCUUCUAGACCUUAUUAUGCUACUUUCUGAUGCUAACCUUCAUAAUUAUAAUUAUGGCUGCUUUAAUUAUGCUAAUUAUUAAUUGUGGUAAUUAAUUAUAUUGGUCAUAGUUAUGGUAAUAACAUUCCAUGUAAUUAUUGUAAUGAAAUUAUAAUAUAAUUAUCAUCACUAAUGACUAUGGUUUAGUUUUAAUGAGGUCCUUUUCCAGUUAAUGUCAUCGUUUUAUCAGUGUUGUUAUAGAGCCAGUCAAAGGAACUAUCAGAGCUUCAGGGCUUAAAAGCUUCAAAGCAAUUUAAUAAAUUGUGGUCUUAAAGAAAAUUCUACGUAUGGAAACAUGAAAAAUGUGAACUAGUGACCUGUUGAUGGAGAAUGCUUCCAUGAUCAACAAAAGUGACAUUUAUUAUAUUAUCUUCUGGUCUUAUUUGCAUGCAAGGAUGUGUUGUAUUCAAGAAUGGUUAACCUUCAUUGCUUUUGUCUUUGUCCUCUUGAAGCGUUUAAUGUGCGUUUUGACUAAAAUAGUGGGUAGUGAUGUAAGGUAUGGGGGUAUGGGCACUAGUGCCCAUACCCCUAUUUCCUAUAUCACUGCAGCUGCAAUGGAAGUUAAGUUGCUAAUUGUUGGUACGUCGAAAAAUGAGUGAUGAGUUUUUACUAUGCAGCAGUUUUGCCAAGUAUUAUGGUAGUGAAAGAAAAAAAGUGUCGUGUCCCAUUUCAGGAUUUUCCAGUACAGUAGGUAAACUGUUUGCAGUUGAGUAGUUGACAUUAUAUCUACUUCCAGCUGUGGCUUGCUAAGAACUAAUAGCAGCCCCCUAAUUGCUUGGAUUAUUAAAUCAGUUUUUAAGAUUC